Molecule: messenger RNA, 190 nt
Organism: Brassica napus (rape)
Lineage: Eukaryota; Viridiplantae; Streptophyta; Magnoliopsida; Brassicales; Brassicaceae
Exons: 2
Source: RefSeq, a predicted model, not a curated record
GGGAAAGAGAUCAACGCUGACUGGCGCGUGAAGAAGGGACACAUGGCAGAUCAUAAGUGGAUCACGCGGGAAUACUGAUACUGUGUCUUGGUCUGUUCUGUUCCUUGUUUUCCAUGUGAUUUAUUCCGCUUGUCUUUUUGCAUUAUCUGAUGACGUAUUAUUUCUAUUUAUUUUUAGACACGUUGUUUUA